AGCUUCAGCAACUUCACUCAGAAAUCAAUCACCUCUUGCAUACCUUCCUACAAACUCUAAGCAAUCAAGAGAGAUCGAGAUGGCACUCUCAAAGACUUUCCUUCUUGUCGCCCUCGCCUUCGCUGUUCUCCUCAUCUCUGCUGAGGUCUCGGCUCAUCGUGACCUAGCUGAGACUACCACUACUACUCAAAAAGCCAACACUGACGGUUACCACGGACACGAUCAUGGACAUGGCGGCCAUGGAGGACAUGGUGGACACGGAGGACAUGGUGGACACGGAGGUCAUGGAGGACAUGGACCUCAUGCUGUUGAGACUGAAACUGAGAACUAGAUGGUGACGACCCUUUGUAUGCAUGCAGUUGUGUGUAUAUUGCACUAUUGCAAGCGUACGUACCUGAUGUAAGGGUAUUAAUAUUAGUAGCUUGUUUGGUAAUUAAUAAUAAGUAUGUAUUGGUUGAGCAGUCCACCAAACUCUCAAUCGAUCAUAUCUUUGUAAUUCAAUCCUCGCAUCUUCAUGUUAUGAACUAUAUAUGAUCCACUUAAAUUAGCUGAA
This is a messenger RNA of Rosa rugosa (rugosa rose), 553 nucleotides long. Its product is annotated as glycine-rich protein DC7.1-like. The record is from RefSeq and is a predicted model, not a curated record. The coding region runs from base 80 to 331 and encodes 83 amino acids. The transcript has 2 exons. NCBI's taxonomy places the organism in Eukaryota, Viridiplantae, Streptophyta, Magnoliopsida, Rosales, Rosaceae.